CAAAAGUGAAGUUGUUUUCGCUAGAUAUUGAGAGCAUCACAAAUUUUAUUUUGAUUGCAAAUUAAAAUAGAAAUAGUUAAGAUACAUAAUACCUGUUCAGUAUUUUAGCAAGGCAGUGUGUUUAUGUUAUAUGUGUAUUAAAUACUCGUUACAAGUGGAGCUCAUAAAGAAGUUGCUCGCCAUGGCCGGCCCGUCCGACGGCGACCCCGACGGAUGGGUCGAGCUCUGCGAGCGUCAGGCCAAAACCGCUGCUCAGGACUUCGCCAAGGCGUGCUUACAGUACAUACAGGCCAACGCUAGUGACCCAGCAGUCCGGCCGGUCUCACAAAAAGAGCUCCUUAAGAAAUUUGUCGAACAUUUUUCGGAACAUUUCGAUUUCGAGUUCGGUAAACUAAAAGCUCAGCACAAGUUACCAAACGGCACGCACACUGGUCACGAUGAAAGCGAUUAUUCCGAAGACACUGACUCGCCCAAAACUCAACACAAACCCUUCUUUAGAAGGUUAUCUUUCAAAGGUUUACGUCGCGGCAAGGGCUUGUUCCAUAAACAACAUGCGGAAGAUGCGGACCUGUCAAAUCUAAAUAAACAUAAAACAAAGUUAGCAAAAAUUGUUGUUGAAUGUCGGAAGGAAGGACUUGUAAAUUACUUGACGCCCGAGAGCCUGGAGCAACCGAGUGGUCCACAGAAAUGGGAGAGAUGUAGGCUGGCUUUAGUGAAAACUGUUGGUGGUUACAUGUUAGAGUUUUAUUCACCUCCGAAAGCUCAAAAACCUCGCAGUGGUGUGUUUUGUUUCCUUAUAUCAGAAGCACGAGAAACUACUGCAUUAGAAAUGCCAGACCAUGAAAACACAUUUGUGUUGAAGGCAGACAACAAUAUGGAGUAUGUAAUAGAAGCAGCAGAUGUUGAUGACAUGAAGUCAUGGUUGGCCACGAUAAAAUACUGUAUGCGGUCGCCACCCACCACACAACCACCUCCUGACACUUUGGCAGGCUUGUCAGAACCUGCACCACCCGACCUGCCUCCUCGAAGGGACCUGCCACCCAGUACUAGCAAUGCAGACUUAACAACUGACACACCAGAUGAGGCUGAAUUAGGUUCAAUAGCGGAGGAAGCGUGCGAGUCGUCGCCGCGGCUGUCGCUGGCGGAGUGGCCGUGGUUCCACGGCACGCUGGCGCGCGCGGCGGCCGCGGCCUGCGUGCUGGCGGGCGGCGCCAACGCGCACGGUUGCUACCUGGUGCGCCAGAGCGAGACGAGGCGGGGGGAAUAUGUGCUCACCUUCAAUUUUCAGGGGCGCGCGAAGCACCUGCGCAUGACGCUGAGCGAGGCGGGGCAGUGCCGCGUGCAGCACCUGUGGUUCCCCAACGUGCACGACAUGCUGGAGCACUUCCGCGCGCACCCCAUCCCGCUGGAGUCGGGCGGCGCCGCCGACGUCACGCUCACCGAGUACGUGGUGUGCCACGACGCCGCGCGCCCGCAAUUGGGUGUUUCCCACGGGAGCGACGUGCGCAUGCGCCUCGCGGAGCUAGAGGCGCUGCUAGUGGCCAGCGGGGCGCACCACGACAUACGCGCAGUCGACAACCAGUACGUGCUGUGCAAUAUGCGGCCAUCCACCACUGAGCGUGGGGCGUAAACUGUUUAAAUCCACAUGUAAGUUUUAAGUUUGAACAUAAGGCCUUGUCCAGAUAUGUAUAACUAGAGGAUGCCCG
Molecule: messenger RNA, 1706 nt
Organism: Maniola jurtina (meadow brown)
Lineage: Eukaryota; Metazoa; Arthropoda; Insecta; Lepidoptera; Nymphalidae
Gene: Lnk
Product: SH2B adapter protein 2
Exons: 5
Coding region: 131-1630 (499 amino acids)
Biological process (GO): intracellular signal transduction
Cellular component (GO): plasma membrane
Molecular function (GO): transmembrane receptor protein tyrosine kinase adaptor activity
Source: RefSeq, a predicted model, not a curated record